Ictalurus furcatus (blue catfish) is the source of this 1716-nucleotide messenger RNA. It is a transcript of the gene gca, whose product is annotated as grancalcin. NCBI's taxonomy places the organism in Eukaryota, Metazoa, Chordata, Actinopteri, Siluriformes, Ictaluridae. Gene Ontology annotation, molecular function: calcium ion binding. The record is from RefSeq and is a predicted model, not a curated record. The transcript has 8 exons. The coding region runs from base 1033 to 1701 and encodes 222 amino acids.
CUAUAAUCUGUUUUUGAUGGAUUUUUUGUACUUUAAUUACUUUUCAUAACUUUUAUGAUUUUUUUAAAAUGACUUUUAUAAAACUGUAUAACGGACAGGUACGGAACAUGAAUGAUCAAAAAUGUUUCUGAACACUAUAACUACUUCUAACAAGAGAACUAGGCUGUAAUAACCUGGACUAUUUUACAUGUAAAACAUGUUAAAUUACUUUCGUCUUGCGUUAUAAAAACAUUCGCAUAAGAAUGAUGUAAAUGGGGACGAAGGGCGCGUCUCGUUAUCCAGGACAUUGUUAAAUCUCCGGCUCUCGGCCCCUCACUGAACAGAGCAGACGCAGAGAGAGGUGAGAGUGCAGCGGGAAAGCAAGACCUCGUGCUUGCAGGACAGUACUGCUGACAUUUGGAAAGUCGCUAAGGUUUGUCCAAAAAUUAGCUAGAUUUGUCGCUAGGCGCUUUAAAAAAAAAAAAAAAAAAAAGUUGUUGGCAACACUGGUCUACACUGACAGCUAGAUAAAAGUCAGGCUAAGCUCCGCCUCUCCACAGCAAAUAGAAAAUACAGAGGGAGAGGAAAUGCGAGGUUUUUCAUUUAUGCACAUUCUAUUUGAAAAGCAAUAAAAUACACCGAAUACCCAAAUGAUGCCCUAUCUGUUUUUUUUCUUGAAAACAAUUUGUGCCCCCCUUCCGAUCUCUCCGUGCCCCCCUUUUGGGUUGAGAACCACUGACUUAGCCCAUAAGAAGAAUGAACAAUUUUAACAUUACUGGGCUAAUGUUUUCUGCUUGCUAACACAUUAAUAGUGCAGACAAUUAUGCUUAAUUAAUUAUGGAAGGCAGAAAUCGUGAUUGCAGUUAAAAUACGAUUAAUCGUGUAGCCCUAGGUAACAGCGUAACUUUUUCUAUCAGUUAAAUUUUUCUUCAUCCUUCAUGGCAUCUUUGUGCUUUUGGCCGAAACCAGAAAAUUUUUGCUGGCUGAAUCGUGGGUGAACACCUUUUUAUGGAAUUCAGUUUGUCAGCUGGUCAACCUUAGUAUGGUGGUCAGAUGCCAGGGGGCCCGAUGGGUGGCCCUCCCCCAGGAUCUUACCAAACCCAAUAUGCCGCCUACCCUGGCACCUUCAGUGCACCCCCUGCCCAAGACCCCAUGUGGGGUUACUUCACCGCCAUAGCCGGCCAGGAUGGUGAGGUGGAUGCUGAGGAGCUCCAGAGGUGUUUAACACAGACUGGCAUCAGUGGCACUUAUGCUCCCUUCAGUUUGGAGACAUGCAGAAUUAUGAUUGCCAUGCUGGAUAGAGAUUAUUCAGGUAAGAUGGGCUUCAAUGAGUUUAAGGAGCUGUUUGCUGUGCUGAAUGGCUGGAAGCAGAACUUCAUGAUGGUGGACCGAGAUAACAGCGGCAGUGUGGAGCCUCACGAGUUGUCUCAAAGCAUUACUAAUAUGGGGUACAGAGUGAGCCCUCAGGCUUUAGGGUGCAUCAUCAAGCGCUUUAGUCGGGGAGGCAGGAUCUAUUUCGAUGACUAUGUGGCCUGCUGUGUGAAACUCCGGGCUCUAACAGAGAAUUUCAGGAUGAGGGAUGUUAUGCAACAAGGAGCUGUGAACUUCCGUUAUGAUGAUAAACAAGAGGCUGUUUAUAAAUUACCUGCAGUUACACCACAGUGCUGUCGAAUUCUCAAAUCUGAAGGUGUUUUUCAAUUUUCUGUAAUGGCACAGCUCUAGACAGUAGCUCUCACU